Tuber aestivum (summer truffle) is the source of this 2963-nucleotide messenger RNA. NCBI's taxonomy places the organism in Eukaryota, Fungi, Ascomycota, Pezizomycetes, Pezizales, Tuberaceae. The record is from the annotation of a GenBank genome assembly.
ACGGGAUACCCGUACCCAAACCUCCCACCUAAACCACCACUUUUCGCCUUAACAGAACAAAUCUUCUUUAACUUAGUGCAAUCCUUGCCCGAGUCCGCAUCGCCUCUACUUUCCUCUACACAUCGGUUCCUUAAGGCUUGUGUGCACUGUACGUUAAUGUGCAGUGAAAAGUAUCUACUGUGAAUGAGCUUGCGCAAUGUGCAUCCGUGGGCUAAAGACAUCGAUUGUGCGAAGGGUGAGGGAGUCCUGCUCACUCAUUCCGUUUCUCUAUAUAUCUCUGUGAAGGAAGAGCGUUUGUGCAUCAUCAUCGCCAUCUUUCAGUUUUGAUCUCAAGUGUUCUAUACCAGACUCCACCGACCGGACUCCCUCUGAGACUCCCUCUGCCUGUGACGUUUCAUUUCCUUCUAGACUCCCGUUUUUCGUUCCAGACGCUCCAUUUCGAACGCCUCUCUGCCUUCCUUAAUCCCUUACUGCAACCCGCUAGCUCUUGGAGGUAGAGGUGCCGUCACCAUCCCAUUCAGACCACCUCACCACACGAAUUACUCCUUCAUAUUUUGUAACCCCCCCCCCCACCUUAUGUUCAAUGCACGUAUGAUCACCCCAGCUCACUAUCUACCUAGAUAUAUCCACCGACACCAAAUAUGUCCUGCCAAGAGUACCAGGAGGUCGAGGCUAUUCUCCGAAACUCCAAAUUUGUCCAAGACCUCUUCCUCCGCUUUCAAAAUGUCCUCGACGUAUGCCUUAAAGCGCAUUACGGCAACCAAUUCACAAGAGUGAUCAACAACGACGACUUCCUCCUCUUGCUGCUCCAAGCUAUAGUCGCGGCGCACUCGGACGCACCUGCGGAGAGCAACGCGGUAUGCCGAAGGCACACCGGCGAGCCACACCAUGAGGACCGGUACUUCCAAGAUAAUUAUCGCGACCCCUGCAAUCCUUUCAGCCCCGACUUUGCAAGACUUGACACCCUUUUCCUCCAUGACGAGGACCGCCCUUCGCCUAGCGCCAGAGCGGAAAACGUCCAGCAAGUAAUCGCCAUUGUGGAUCAACAAUUGCCCGAGGAUACAGCCAUGUCCGACCCUCACAGCCAGAGCCAACCGCAGCAGCUGCAGACCCAGCCUCCAUCAUCAUCACCACAACUCUACCAAACGAACACGGCUUCCGGCGGUAACCCUCAAACCCAGCAAAUGCAGCAACGUUUCUGCCUCGCCCAGGCCGAAAUCUUCAGCCCGCAAAACCCCCGACAGUCCGCCAUGAACCACACCUCGGAUAGCGGAGAAUCCUCCGGCGCCCAGUCCGACAAUUCGUUCGCUAGCGCUCGUAAGCCGGGGGGGAAGCGCGUAGCAGGAAGGUACAGAUGUCCGGUUGAAGACUGCCCCAAGAGGCAUGAAUAUAUGCAGAAGUGCCGUUUAGAGUAACCUCCUCCCUCCCCCCUCCCUAUUCUCAUCCUCUCUUCCCACUUAUGCUACCCAUCCCCUCUUGCAUAUGGUACUAAUGGAGAACUAUGGAUAUAGUGACCACAUGGCACUCCACGAACCCAACCGCCGCACUCACUGCCCUAGCUGUGGUAAGGUAUACAUGCACAGUCGCACGUGCAAUGAGCACCACAAGAAGGUGCACGGAACGACCUUGAAACAAGUGUAUGAGCAGCGUUCAUACCAAUUCGCACAGCAGGCCGCCAGCCUAGGGGACUUGGAGGGGUCCUUCGCCGAGGAGGAGGCGAUAGCGAUGGCUGCGGCGAAUUAAGUUGGGGAUUCCGUUUACAGGCGGGGGAAGAAGGAAGGAAAGAAAGAAAAACUACCCCCUUCACAAUGACACCAAGGGAAGAAGGAAGCUUCUUGGUGUCUAUACCCGAUUGUCUUUUUAUCUGCGCUGCAUUUGUUCGGUUUUUGUCCCUUGCUUGUUUGUCUACAUCUUCACAUGCUAGAUGGGGGAGUUGGACAUGUUCCUGGCGAGUACAGGUGGCUAAAAUAUUUUUUUGUUCUCGUUUCUAUGUUUCUUCUUACCCAAGUUAAUUAUCUAACCUUUUUCUUUUUACCCUCCCCCCUAUUUUUUUUUUAUCCCGUUUUACCCCCUUCCACACUCCUCACUAUACCUCUCUCUCUUCUCUGCCCUGGCCGCCUAAAGGGAGGAGAGAGGAAAAAAAGGGAUCUGUCGUCUAAUCAUUUGUACCAUGUCUCAUUUGUACAAGUACGGUUUCGAGUACCGGAUCCCUCCGACGAGUGAUGGGUUAUGUUCACGUGUUUCUUUUUUAGCUCUUUCCAUAUUUCAUCCCCUCUCCUACCACCAAUUCCCGGAAUCACAUUUUAGUUAGUCUAGUCUAGUCUAGUUCAGUUCUUCCCUGAUCGCGAUAGCCGUCCUCGCUCAGCGCUCCCGACCGGGAGUGCCGCACGGGGGUAGAACCAUCAAUUAAUCCCAUUAUCACACUAUCAUAUUAUCUCGCCGUCACAUCGGCACCAUAGCGGUGCGAUACAGCCCUGCAUACUGAAUUAUGAACACUACCGGCAAAUUAGCCAACCAACAGUAAUUCACCUGCGAUAUGACUUCAUGAAUGAAGAAGAAGAAGAAAAAAAACAAAAAGAAUUUCCCCGCGAAGCCUAGCAAUGCCUCGCGCACCCCAACAAAUUCCAUGUGUGUGGGUCAGAAUGCAGGAACGAAAGUGAAGAAAAAAAGCCCCGUCACGGCCAACCAGAUCAGGCAUGUAGGGUUUGGAUCUGUAUCCUGCAGCAUCCCCGCUAGAUGUGCACUUUUUAAGCCAACCAGGCAUCUUAUCGGGCGGGCCCACACCACAGCCUUGCUAAUGCCCAUCGAUAUCUUAUCAUAUCUACCCGCACAGACGCGUUCAGUGUACAGCGCAGCCGGGUUAAUUUGGUUUCGGCCAAUGUUGUUAUUUGGGAAGCAUCAUAUUGGGUGGAAUGGACCAUGUGUUGGGAAAAAGGGUUGUGCAAGCCCUACUCCGCUCCGUC